AUGCGAAAGCUGCUGGUGGAGGAAGGCCAGGCCCCCCACACCGCCAUCAUCGGCUGCGCAGACAGCCGCGCGCCCCUGGAGAAGAUCUUCGACGCCCUGCCCGGGGACAUCUUCGCGCUCCGCAACGCUGGGAACACCUGCACCCACGCCGAAGGCAGCUUCGUUGGGAGCCUGGAGUUCGCCACCGGAGCCCUGGGGUCUCGGCUGAUUCUCGUCCUUGGGCACACGAAGUGUGGCGCCAUCUACGGCGCCACCAAGGGGUACUUCGAUGCAAAGCUGGGGGCCAGCUCCGCCGGCUCGGCUCUGGAAGGCCUUCUGCACGAUCUCGGCUCCGUGGCGGAGGUGGCAGCCGGCGAGAUGGGCGCUUCUGCAGAGUUCGAGACGGUGGCAGCUCAUGCGGUCAAGGUGAAUGUCUUCCACACCAUCAGCUUCCUGCUCAAGUACAGCAAGAGCCUCCGCUCUCAAGUUCAGAGCGGCAAGUUGGAGAUCCAUGGCGGCAUCUAUCAGCUGGAGACGGGCAAGGUGGAGUUCUUGGGGCCCUCGCCGGAGCAGGCGCUUCUGAUCGCCGAGAGCGUCACCGCAGUGCCUCCCUCACUGCUCGCUCCGAAGGAGGUCGCCCCGGCAUCAGUUCGCACCGCGGCAGACUCAGCUGUGGCUCCGCAGAAGGCGCUGGAGUACCUCCAGACUGGCAACAAGCGCUACGUGUCGGGCACUCCUACGGCUCCUGCUACGACCCAGGACAUGCGCAAGGCCUUGGUGGACAAGGGCCAAGCACCCCACGCCGCCAUCAUCGGCUGCGCGGACUCCCGCGCCCCGGUGGAGACGAUCUUUGAUGCGGCACCUGGCGACAUCUUCGUCUUACGAAAUGCCGGCAACACCUGCACCCACGCGGAAGGCAGCUUCAUCGGGAGCCUGGAGUUCUGCGUCGGCAAGUUGGGUAGCCGCCUCAUCGUUGUCAUGGGCCACACGAACUGCGGCGCCCUGGCCGGGGCCGCCGGCACGUACCUGUCCGUGAAGGAGGCAAGUGAGACAAAGGCACCAGGUUGUGCGCUUGAGGGCCUCCUGCAGGGCCUGACAUCUGUGGCAGCCCAAACGGCUCAGGAGCUGGGAGGUGAGCCCAGCGCCGCCGACAUCGCGUCGGCCGCCGUGAAGGUGAACGUGUUCAACACGAUCCACUUCCUCCUCAAGUUCAGCGAGCCCAUCCGCGCCCUGGCCAAGAGCGGGGACUUGGAGAUCCAUGGCGCCGUGUACAAGCUGGAGACCGGGGAGGUCGACUUCUUCGGCCCCUCCCCAAAGCAGGCCGAGCUCCUGGAGUCCAAGUUGCACAUCCCUCCCUCCAUGAGCGGCUCCGCAGAUGCCAUGGCCCUCAUCGGCGCCCACGGCGUCCGCACCCCGCAGGACCCGCCGAUGCCCGCCCCGGCGGCCCUGAAGCUCCUCAAGGAGGGCAACGAGCGCUUCGCGGUGGGUGCACCCAUUGCCGGCCGCAUCGACUCCAAGAUGCGCAAGGCCUUGGCGACCGUGGGCCAGGCGCCGCACACGGCCAUUCUCGGAUGCGCAGACUCCCGCGUGCCGUUGGAGUUGGUCUUCGAUGGCCUGCCCGGUGAUGUGUUCGUGCUCCGCAACGCCGGCAACACCUGCGUGCACUCCGAGGGCAGCGUCAUGGGCUCGCUGGAGUUCUGCACUGGUGCCCUUGGCACCAAGUUGAUCCUGGUCCUUGGCCACACGAAGUGCGGUGCCAUCAACGGUGCCACCAAGGACUACCUGGCGAACAAGGGCAAGGCCCGCGACGAGGCACCAAACGCCCUGGGCGCCCUGCUUCAGGGACUCAACGAUGUGGCCAAGAAGGCAGAGGAGGAGCUUGGUGGAACACCGAAGGAGGAAGAGAUCGCAGCGCAUGCCGUGAAGGUCAACGUCUUCAACUCCAUGGACUUCCUGGUGAAGAACAGCCCGACCCUUCGGAGUAAGGUGGAGUCUGGUGAGGUCGAGAUCGAGGGAGGUAUCUAUGACCUCGACAGCGGCCGUGUGCGAUGGAUCGGAAAGAGCCCCAAUGCCAUGGCCAAGGCGUAA
This is a messenger RNA of Symbiodinium natans, 2067 nucleotides long. The record is from the annotation of a GenBank genome assembly. NCBI's taxonomy places the organism in Eukaryota, Dinophyceae, Suessiales, Symbiodiniaceae.